Rhineura floridana is the source of this 4053-nucleotide messenger RNA. It is a transcript of the gene PIGQ, whose product is annotated as phosphatidylinositol glycan anchor biosynthesis class Q. The transcript has 11 exons. Gene Ontology annotation, cellular component: membrane; endoplasmic reticulum. Gene Ontology annotation, biological process: GPI anchor biosynthetic process. Lineage: Eukaryota; Metazoa; Chordata; Lepidosauria; Squamata; Rhineuridae. The record is from RefSeq and is a predicted model, not a curated record. Bases 197 to 1927 code for a protein of 576 amino acids.
CCACUUUGAAGAACGGACUGCGUCUCCUAGCAACAGGCCUGUUGCACCCGGAAGUCGCGUGAAUGUCAAGCGCAGAGGGCUUCUUUUUUUUCUCUUUUAUUCUAACUGCGCUAUCGGGGAGCUACUGAAAGUUGUGGCGAGAGGAAGUACGCGCUGUUGGAGAGCGGCGGCUUUCGGGUUUUCAAGCUUCCAUAUCAUGGUGCUGAAAGUCUUCUUCCCCGUUUGCUGCUCCGCAGCGGAAAGCGGCCUGCUGGUGGGACGAUGGAUUCCAGAACAGAACUCCGCUGUUGUUCUGGCGGUGAUCCACUUCCCUUUCAUUCCCGGCCAGGUGAAGCAGUAUCUGUCCGAAAUGCAACACGCAACGCAGGUAAAGCUGUCUGUGCUGGGCUCUUGGACGACGAGCAAGCAAGCAACGGAGGAGAGUUUGGACAGCGUCCUUGAAGACCUUGGCACAAUCUUUUCACACGACACCUGGAUCCAGCUCAGCAAGGAGAAAGGAAGCAAGUUCUGGAGCUGUUUCGCCACUCGGAAACAGGCCGAUGGCGACAAGGAAGAUGAAAUCAUCUUGGUGUAUUACGACCAGCGCAAAGUGAUGCUUUCGCAGCUUCACCCCCCGCAGGACGCAGCCGCUUUUUCUGAUCAGACGGCAGUGGAGGCUUCCAAAGUAGCAGCCGUGUUUGACACGGUUGCAAAAAGCAAGUUACUGUUCAUGAAGGACAGGUAUGACGAGGGGCCCAUCAAGGUCACCCACUGGCAGUCGGAAGGCGUCGAAGCCAGUAUUAUUGUGGAACUGUUGAAACAGGCCUCUGUUCCUGCAUGCAUGCUGAUAACAUGCCUGCUUUCACUUGUCUCUGGAGUCUGUAAAAGCAGAGCGCUGACCUUUUGGCCUUUGUCUGUCAUCUGGAGCAAGCUGUCAACUUGUGAGCAGUUGGGCCACCGGCUGCAGCACCUCCAAGUCAUCAGCAGCAAGAGGAAGGCUCCAAAUCAGAUCCAGCUGACGAGAAAAGCCAACAUCUUUGUUUCUCUCCUGAUCGAUGUGGCUCUGGGGAUAUUGCUGAUGUCCUGGCUGUACCAGAAGAAUCGGAUUGGUCACCUAGCCAACGCCCUUGUUCCAAUGGCUGAUCAUGUGGCCCAGCAGCUCCAAGAUCUUCUGCAGUGGCUGAUGGGCGUGCCAGCCGGUCUGAAAAUGAACAGAGCUUUGGACCAAGUGUUGGGACGGUUCUUCCUUUAUCACAUCCACCUUUGGAUUAGCUAUAUCCACCUGAUGUCUCCGUUCAUUGAGAGGAUCCUGUGGCAUGUUGGCUUAUCAGCCUGUCUAGGCCUGACUGUGGCCCUCUCCAUCCUCUCUGACAUCAUUGCACUCCUGACCUUUCACAUCUACUGCUUUUAUGUCUAUGGAGCCAGGCUCUACUGCCUCAAAAUCUAUGGCUUGUCAUCGCUGUGGCGCUUGUUCCGCGGAAAGAAGUGGAACGUCUUGAGGCAGCGUGUGGAUUCAUGUUCCUACGACUUGGACCAGCUAUUCAUCGGCACUUUGUUGUUCACCAUCUUGCUAUUUCUUCUGCCCACAACCGCCUUGUACUAUUUAGUGUUUACCUUGCUCCGUCUGCUGGUGGUGAUUGUGCAAGGCCUGAUCCAUCUGCUGGUGGACCUCAUCAACUCGCUGCCCUUUUAUUCGGUCAUCCUCCGGCUCUGCCGAUCCUACAGACUUGCAUCUGGCGUGAAGUUCAGAGUCCUUGAGCAUGAGGCCAGGAAACCCCUUCGUCUUCUAAUGCAGAUAAACCCCCUGACCUACAGCCGGGUGGUGAAGGUGUACAGGCUCCCAACGUACAGCUGCUACCCCAAGGACUCCUGGGGCUCUUUGUGCAAGAAGCUGUUCGUUGGGGAGUUGAUCUACCCUUGGAAGCAUAAAGGCGAAAAGCAGGACUGAUUGGCCACCACUGAGACGGACUGCAAAGACUUGAGGCCAAAGGAACGUUUGAGAAGUAGGCUGUUUUACAGGCCAAAGGCACUUUGGAAGCAUCCGCUGGCAGCUGCUGCCAUGUUAACAUUUCCGUUUGCCAAGAUAAAUGUGUGGGCAUGGGGUUCUGGGGUGGGAGGCAUUUCAGGAAUGGGUUCCCCUUUUCCUAUGGAUUCAGUGAAUUCCUCCUCUUACACCCCCCACUACGGGCAGAUCUUUUUCUCAAUGAAAUAUUAUUUCAUCCUGAAUUAGAAGUGCCAGCGUGUCAGGGGCCAAAAUUAAUGCAGCUACACACAGAAUUUUAUUUUAUUUUAUUUUUGUGGUAUGCUGCACAGGAGCCCAGUCUGCGCUAUCUACCAUGUUAUUCUGCUUCCUGAAAAUUUCAGCUCCUCUUCCCUAACCUACAAGUCACUAGCUCGUGCAAUUGCAGCUGCAAUUGUGAAAGUGUAUGGGCAAUGCCUGCCACUAUCUUGAUAGCCAAAGGGGUGGCUGAAUAAGAUUUCUAGCAGCCAGGAGGGGUCUGCCCAGGUCUGAUCACCUCCUGUUGGGGGACAAAUGACUCACUGGGGGGAGCCGCUCUCUUCCUGCCCUCUUUGCAGGGUUCCCAAAAGCAUCUGCCUCUGUUGGAAACAGGAUGCUGGGCUGGAUGGAGUCACGUCCUCAUCCAGAAGGACUUUAUUCUUCUGAUAUUAUGGAUCGGGGGCAAACUAGACGUGAUGUGUGUCAUAUAGCUUGCUCCUAUGUAGUUGAUUUCUCUUUAACAAAUAGCUAGCAGGGCGGGGGGAAACUGAUUCAGGGCCAUGGCAUGGAGGGAGGAGGUCUUUAACCCUCUGCCUCUGUCACCGUCCUGAUCAGAACUGAGCCCCUGCCCAGCUGUUAUUUGCAGUGGGAGGAAAACGCCUAUUUGCGCCAAUGGAAGCUUGUCUCCCAUUGCUAAUAGCAGGGCAGGGAGAGGGGAUUCCACACCAGCUGUUCGUCAGAAGAGGAAUCGGUUAUACAAGGUCAAACAACACAGCAAACAUCUAAUUUGGAGCAUCAGGUCCUAUGGAGUUCCUUGUUUCCCCACCACCGGCGCCAGAGUGACGAGAAACCCGCAGCAGAUUCUGCAUAACAGGAAAAAUUGCAAGAAAAAUUAGGCGCCAUGUUAGAAAUUGUGUAAAUAUGCUCCCAGAUUGCAAUUUUUAGUUAUACUCAUCCUGGACUUUUGCUUUCUUUCAUUGAUUAGAUAACUAUUUUGUUUGUUAUUGUUGUUUUCAAAACUGUGGCCCCAGCCAGCUUGUCACAGCAUUUCCACAAAAGUAGAAUACAUUUAAAAAUAUGUAUAUUAACACUCAGGACAAUUCUAAGAUAAAUGUAGACUGUCCCAGAAUAAACACACACACACACACACACACACACACACACACACACACACACAGAGAGAGAGAGAGAGAGAGAGAGGCAGAGUACCCCCUUGUCUUGUUCAUAAAAACCAACAGUCUGUAUAAACUAACAAGGAAACUCCAAAAGGUCCUUGUUAAUGUCGUAUGUGAUCAUUCUGAGUUCCCUGUUACAUAGUUUGGCCCCAGUGAGGCUAAGAACAGAUAGCAAAUAGAUUCUGGAUCCAGAUAUUCAGUGCCAUUUUAAAAAAAACAAAAAAACAUUUUAAACCAGUUUACUGGAAAGUGAAUUUGACAUCAGAGGCAAAUAUGCUUUGAGCACCCUAGUAGGAACUUUUCAUAGUGGGGAGGGGGGGGCACGUGUCUUGUCUGUUGCUUAAUUUGGGGGCAUGAUUUGAUCACACUACACUGCAGCAAUAACAGGCAACUCGAUGUGAGCAAAAUGAUCCCAAGGCUGGGAAUCGGAAGCAUGUUGAACUUUUGAGUAAGCUCCGUCGAAGUCUGUGGGACUGAUUCAUUGUGAAUAGCUUUAGAGUCAGUGUGUUUAUGUAAUACAGGGGCCUAAAGAAUUCACUACCUUGCCAUUAAGUUUCAGCCUAAAAGCCAUUACUGAGUGCCACAAUACAGCGCCAUCAUCAGGAUACUUCUCAAGGGUCUGUGAUUGUCAGGAAUGUCCUGAUUUUUUAACUUUUUUUUUUUUUUAGUAAAAGCGUUUUC